GGCUCCGGCUCCGGCUCGGUCUGUUUCUAUCCCGCCAGGUGGCCACCGGCCCGGAGGAAGGGCAGCUUCCCCGGGCCAGCCGCUGCCGCCGGCUGCCGUUUGGCGGAGGCUCCUCGUAGCGGGCAGGGGACGGGACGUUUUGCCACAUAGGCACUGCGGAGGGGAGAGGUAGCGGCGGGCUGUGGGCGGAGCUUGGCAGGAGAGGGGAGAGCUGAGACACCUGAGCGGGAAUUGGGGGAGCUGAGACACUCCCCUGACCCUGACUGGCUGUGGGGGAGCUUGGCAGGAGAGGGGGGAGCUGAGACACUCCCCUGACUGGCUGUGGAGGAGCUUGGCAGGAGAGUGGGGAGCUGAGACACUCCCCUGACAGGCUGUGGGGGAGCUUGGCAGGAGAGUGGGGAGCUGAGACACUCCCCUGACAGGCUGUGGGGGAGCUUGGCAGGAGAAGGGGGAAUUGAGACACUCCCCCGACUGGCUGUGGGGGAGCUUGGCAGGAGAGGGGGGGAAUUGAGAUACUCCCCCGACUGGCUGGGGAGAAACAGAAUCCCCCCCUCACAGGCGGCAGGGCUGGAGAGGGGUGAGCCCAGGACCUGAGUGCAAUUGCCCCUGCCCUGGGAGAAGUCCUAGCCUCUCUCAGCCUGGGCCUCACUAUGGUUCUGGAUGAGACCUGUAUCUCGCUCCUGCUGAUGACUGGCACCAUGAUGUUGGUAGGAGGGUGCCGGAAGCUAACCGGACGCCAUAUACACUCCCGACGCCCUCGCAUGUUUCUCCUGGAGCUGUUUGCCACUUUCCAAAUCUGUGCCUGCACCAGUGAGCUCCGGCUGCUGGCCAAUGUGCAGCCCAAGCCACACGUUGCCCUCACCCUCACCUAUGGUUUUACUGUCCUGCAUGGAUUGACUCUAACUGGCAGCACAUGCAAUCCCUGUGGCACCCUGCAACAAAUCUUGGAUGGUGGGAUCUCAGUCAAACAGGGCGGGCUGAAGAUUGGAGCUCAGUUUGCUGGUGCAGUGCUGGCCAGAAUUUACAUCCACUACAUCUGGUCCAUGGGGAUUAUCGAGGUGCACUCUGAGGCACUGGCAGAGGGCUGCAGUAAUCCUAUUCAAACCACGGAGACCCAGGCUUUUUCCAUAGAGCUGCUCUUCUCCACUGUGUUCCAGCUGAGCAUACUGCAAUUUGAAGCUGUUAAACCCAGCCUCAGGGUCCACCUAAUUGCUCUUCUCAUUACUAUGCUGGUGUAUGGAGGAGGAAACCUCACUGGAGCAAUAUUUAACCCAGCAUUGGCCUUUUCAUUACAUGCAAGUUGUUUCCAUGAAAAAUUCUGGGAUUAUUCACUAGUGUAUUGGAUGGCACCUUCCUUAGAUCUGAUGUGACAUCACUAGCUUUGAAAAGAAACUGGCAAGUCCAAGUAUGGAAAACUGGAAGAGGAUGUAUGUGGAGACAGAGUAAAUGAAGUCAGUGUGCUGAAUGCUCCUAAGCCUUGUUACUUGGAUCAACUGGCACAUAACUUGAAAAUAAAACAAUAAUCCAAAAACUUUGAAGUCAGUUAAACUACAUAUGCUCUGUUUGGCUUUUAAAAGUACAUUUUUCCACACAAUGUCUGUUUUGAAUAAUCUAUUCUUAGGGUAAGAAAUCUGACAGGGAAGAAUUAAUUAAUGCUGUGAUCUUCUACAGGUUCUGCAAGAUUUCUCUUUGCAGGAAACCAUGUCUGCUGUGAUUCUUUUUGCAAGACACUGAAUUUGCAUGUCCCUUUCUACAAAGAAAUGCUUUUUUCAGCAGUCUCCACUGUCCUUUAGACAAACAUUUUAAAAUUUUACUGUACAUAGAACCUGGACUGUACGUUCCUCAAAUGUACUUACUUAACUGCCUUUUUGUAUUUUGUCCCAUCAGGUACAGUACUUGUGGCCAUUGUGUGGGGUGAAAUCCUUCCUCUGAUAUUCUGAGAUUUUAAAAUGGUGAACUCUAGAACUACGUGUGUUAAAAAGAGACUCUUAAAAACAGAACUAAAUUGCAGCAACACAGUACAUAGAGGGAAGACACCUGGAUACCAGGCAUUGAGAACACUGAUUUCCUUACAGGGUUUCCAGAUAAUUUUAUGUUUUGAAAUAAGUCUUAACUUUACAGUGGAAUUGAAUUACAGUAACAAAUUGGUAUGGUGAGAACAAGAAUGAAAGUCUUUAUCACAUUUGUCAGUUAAGCCAUUUAUAUGAAGAAAAACACUAUUGCAAAAUGAACUUGUCCCUUUAAAUUUAAUCCAAAAUGCCAUUCAUUGACCUUUCUUCCAAACCUAUCGAAAAUGUCAAUUGGAGAGAGAUACAAAAGUUACAUAACCUCUUCAGAUAUCUGCCACUACUGGUUUAAUUACAUCAGACUCAUCAAUAUAUAAUACCCACAAGAGGGGAUGGAUUCUGAAAAAUUUAUUCUUGAAAUGAUCUUUGCAUAUUCCCACUUGUGGCAUAUGUAGCCUCUGCAAGGGGGGCUGGGUGGGGCAUGUAGCCCCAAAGGAUGCUACCUGUUAGAAAAAUUACAAAGCUCAACCCCAGAGGCACUGUUUCCCACAAGUGUGAACAUGGAGAGGUGACACUCUUAAAAAAGAUGUUUUACUGAUAAGUACUAACCCACCUUUUCUUCUUGUGAGGAAUCUGCCACCUCACUAUAAUUUAUUGGCUUAUUAGGGCCCAAUCCUGCAUGAUAGUAAAAGUUGCAGAAUCAGGCGCAUACUUCAAUUAUUUUUGUCCACUCUUUUUCUGGAGUACUAAGUAAUUAAUUCUUGGUCCUGAUUGACAGCAGUGUAUUUUCUAUUGUUAACUUUGCCUAAGACUAGUCAGUAUUAUGAGCGUGAGGAGUCUUGAUAGGAGAGUUAAUCAAUACAAUCAAUCAGACAACAUACUCUGAUGACUAUUCAGAGAGCUUGAAUCAUUUGUGACUCUGAUGUCUCUUUAAGGGCACACAGUGGGCACGUUUAGGCCUCUGCCAUACAAAAAAUAACCAGCAGAGCAGCUCUGCUGCCUCAGAAAAUGUACUGCUGCUGUACACCAGGCCAGACUGGUCACAGGCCACCUUUGCUUGUGGUGAAGACCACUCACAGGUUGUGAGCAUUCCACAGUACUGUUUGCAUUGUCAUAGUACAUUUUUCUAUGCUUUUAUAAUAUUAACAUAGCAAACACUUUGCCCCCUCUCAUCUGUGCAAAAACAUGAUUUUGUUUAAAAUUUUAUGUAGAGGGGCUGGUUGUAUUUCUCCAUUUAUGUUUAGCAGAUUUGCAAGGGGAUCAAGUUAACAAGUUUUAUACGUAAGUGAGAUCCUGAAGCACAGGACUCUUGCAAAGCAGUCAGAGUUUGCACUAUUAGAUUCUGGUAUCAAACAGUAACCUCACCCAGACUUCAAACAGCUGUAAGGUGAAUACUUUAUGGAUACCACCAGGUAUUUUGCCUGUGGCCAGUCUGGUUAAUUUUCAGAGUAAGUAGUACUGCCACAGAUAAGCACAUUUUGCCUUUUUUGUUUUAAAUAGCUGUGCAUAUGUAAGCUGUUACAAAUAGCCUUGUAGUCUCUUGGCUGUUAGCCUUAUCUCAGCUAAAUUUCCUCUCAAUUUAAGAUGAGGAGUGGGCUUACUUCAGAGACAAUCCAAGUAUUGCUGUGUUAGUAAGAUAUAAAACUGAAAAAAUGUCACCUCUUCAACAUACUUAGUCUGCCUUAGUCCAGAUCCUCAAAUGUUGCAGGCUCCUGAUCUUUCUCCCAGCACACACUAUAAUGCAUUUAGGAACAGCCAGAGAGACAAUUGAAAUUAUUUUUAUUUGACACAUUACUGUUAGGGAUUUCCAGAAUCUUUAAGGUGACUGACAAAAAGAGAUGACUCACCACUAAUUCAUUUAAAAUCUUAAAUAAAAAAAGUGAGACCUGCAAAACUGAACUCUGAGCUGUAACCUAGACUCAAGAUUAGAGGUCAGCAAAUUAUCAGUGUUGACCUAAUAUUGGUCUGUUUAGGGAUUGAUGCUGCCCAGUUAUUUUUCUUGUAAGCUUUUAAAUCUGCCCUCUGGUAAAGUGAAAUUGCUACUCAGUACAGUCCUACAUAAACAAAAAUCUGUUCACACCAAGCUUACUUAAGGGAUGAUGCGUCAAAUUGCCCACAAAGCAAAACAAAAUUUCAUCAAUAUUUCAGAAAUAUAAAGCUAUGGAUGAAUAAAAUCUGCCUUUUAAACACUGAAAUAUAAAUUCCUGGCCUUGAUUACACUGCAGGCCUCAUUUUGCUGUAGGAACAGAUCAGAUUGUUUUUGUACUAUAAAAAUACUUGGUAUUGAAUGAAUUAAGCCUUACUGAGCAGAUAUUUUUCUUACUCUUAUUUUUACAAGUGUUCUGGAAGUAAAUUAUAUAUUGUUAGCGCUUCAGAUAAUUUGUUUUAAAUCUAGUGUUUUGUUCUCAAUAAAAUCUUUGCUUGUAUAUAUUUCCUUGCAUUUUAGAUACACGGAUUCAGAACUCAGUAUGAGAUGAAGUGACUACUAACCUAACUGCCCAAACUUUCAUACAAUAGGACCCCAGCACACAAACAUUCACUGCUGUAUUUCUGUAUUCAGUAAUCUAAAAACAAAAAAUGUAGCUUGCCAUGUGCCAGUGUUGGGAGGGCUUCUAAGACCUUAUCCACUCAGUUCUCAGCUUGACGCUAAACUCAUCACCAAGGUUUAGCUUAAAAUCAAUCUACAUUUGAGUUGAUCAGGCUUCAGGGCAUACCAGACAGACAAAGUUACAGAGCAUAUCUUUUUCUUUAUAUACAUUUACACAUUACACUGAAUUUACUACAUUCCACUGCUUUUGCUUUUCUCUUAUAUUAGCAUGUGUUUUAUUUGUAUUAUAUUCAUGGCUUUCUUUUUUAAGUUUGCUACCUAGCAUCACAUUCCCAAGACUACUGUAGUUGUCAUCAGUUAAACCACUACUAAUACUAGGCUCAAUGUACAAAUGAGGGGAAGAAGGGGGUGGCUGGAGGGUGGGUACUCACCUUCUAUGGGAUAGCCUACCAAGGUGUAAUCCCACAUUAGCUUGUUCUCCCUUUAAAGCAUGCUUCUGUAAUUUUAACUUUACUUUUAUUUUAAAUUACAUUAUAAAAGCCUGGUACAAACUAAUUUUUUUCUAUUUAGCACCAUAGGAAAUUGAGUUGUGAAACAUAAUGUAGGCCAGUUAAAAUAACAUCCCCUGGGUUCAUAGCACAAGUGGUCCUUUUCAGCCAUCACACUUAUCACUUUAUCAGUGUCCCAGCAUCUCAACCAUACUGUGCAAUUUGGAGACUGUUCCUCCCCAGUGAGCCCACAUGCUGGCAACUCUGUAUUACGCCUGCAUGUCAGUAUCCCUCAGGAGCAAAUAGCAGUACAGAGCAAUGGCUUUCCAGACCUUGCAUUGCUCUGCAACAGUAUUUGAGGAGGGAAAAACUUCCACACCCUAUGGAUUGCAGUGGUUUCACAUUUAAUUUCAUGGUAUUUGACAUGUUCAUUUUCCCCCAGAGGUUGCUACUGGUUGGACAAUUCCAUACAACACUUCUCCCCCCUCUGUAACUAAUGUGGCUCUAGAGUCUAGGUGCAAAAAAACUGAUGGAUAGUUCCUGAAAUGUUGCAGUGUUGCUGCUUUCCAUAUUAAAGAAAAAUUGAAGACACUACCAAAACACUCUGCUACGAUCUGUUACAGGGGGCUUCUAGCAGGCCUGGAUUGGAAUUUAUUCUCAGGUUUCUCUUCCCUAAAUUAACAUGGAUAGUAUUUUCAUACCCCUCAGAGAGAUUCACUCUUCAGAUCCGAGUCUUAUCUUUCUUAAGAUUGCCCAAAGCUCAUUUCAGGGGUUAAAGGACAACUGUACCCACUUUGGUCACCACAUUUGAAAAGUGAGAGGGAGCAAGAAUGGUGGAAGGCUAUCGAAGUCCAUGUUGGUAACUCCUCUUCCUCAGCUUUUAUAGUUUUAGUUAGAAAUGAAUACUAGCUGUGUUUCUUAUUCUAACAAACUCUCUUCUCUGCAAUUAUUGUUAGAUAGCUAUUCAGUUACACUGCUUCUGCCCAUGCUGUCAAUGUUCUGUAGCUAAAAAGGUAAUCGUUUUCAACUACUGUACAAUGUGAUAACGUUUAGAGACUAAAUUCUCAGCAUCAAUAGGUGCAGCGCCAUUGUCUUUAUGAUCAUGGCCAUUGCCUUUUUUCUGUUGGCCAGCAGAUGGCAGCCACAGUAUCAGGACUCCUAAUUUCUAUCUGCAACUGUGUCACUGACUCACUGAUCUAAGACAAUUCACCUAACCUCCUGGUGCCUCAAUUUCGCCAUCUCUAAAACAUGUAUAACAAACUUGUAUACCAGGUGGAGUGCUGUGAAAAUUAAUUUACAGAAAAAGUUUAACAAGACGACUUAAAUAUAAAAUAUCCCUCCUCGCUCCCCAGGAUUGUAUUAAAAAAGCUGAUCAUGGACAGAUUUAACAUUCAUGUCACAGUCCCAGUGGAAAAUAUAAUAGAAAAGAGGGAAGUGGCUACACUUGCAGUUAAACAGCGUACAGCACUGGUUCAGCUGCACUUGUUUUCAGCACCUGGUAAAUUUAAUUGCAAAAACACGAUUGGAGGUGAACAAAGACAAACAAGGGAAGGUUACAUCAUAGGAACGGACGACUAAUUUACUUGCCAGAAUCUUUCUUCCCUUUUCUGAAGUCUGGUACCCCAUCUCCUUUUCUCCAGUCUUCUGUGCCUUUCCAAAUAAUUCUCAGUUUCAAAAGCAUAUUAGCCAAUUUCCUUAACAGCCUAUGAUGCAUACAAAAUCUGAUUUAUGAGUGUUCCCAAUUUCCAGAUACUUGCUUAUGUUCUUUACCAAUAAAUGGUCUUUACUAUUUUCCAACUAUGCCAUCAUUUUUAUCUGACCAGGCUGUAAAAGAUGCAUCAAUAAUUUUAAAAUAAUCUUCAAAGGUUCUUGUAGUACAUGGCACAUUGUUUAUAAUAUUGUUAAAAAACCAUUAAUUUUACUGAAAGAAGAAUACUCUACAAAGAGCAGCUAGAACUAAUGUUAUGUACGCUAGCAGUGAUUAUGCCACCUGGUAUCUUCUGGUAUUCCGCAGUAAGCAAGUCAGAGAGGGAAGAACCAGUUUAAAGAAAAAUUCUCCUCAAUACUGUAUGUGAAAUAACUAUAAGUGGCAUAAAUUAUAACCAGAAAUUUAAGAGGAGAAUGGUUGUGACUGAAGCAGGUUCUCAGGUUGACUUCAGAAGAACAGAUAGGUCUCUACCAGCUGCUCCAGGGACCCAAACACCUGCCUGCGCUGCUGGGGAGGGGUGCAUGACUGUUUUUGCAGCUUCCCUUCUCUUCCCAUCAGAAGCUGUUUUUCUGCGGGGAACAUGAAUUCUGUGCACAUGCAGUGGUACAAAAUUCUCCCAGGAGUAGAAUAUGGAGAGGAGAGUUUAUCUGGCAGAAAACUGUCUAACGAAUCAGAGUGCACGGUGGAGAGGGAAGAAAGGCAGCUUCAGCAGAUCUGUUCACUGUUCUUGGCAACCUAAACCCAGGAUAAGUCACGGUGAAGGUAGUUCUACCCUCAGAACAGUGCAUCUAUACUGGGGGUUUGCAUCAGUGUUGUUACAAUAGUGCAAAAAUCCUAUAUGUAGACAAGACUUAAAAUGAGUUCAAGGAAAACAUCCCCUUUAAGGGAUGCACUUAAUACCCCUCCCAAAAAACACAAAUGAGAACUGCCCAAGUACAGCCCUGAGCAACUAAAUGAGUCUUCCAAAGAAAAUGAUUGAAGGCUGCAACACAAGCCUGGAUUGUGAGAUACAAAAGUCUAAGUUUAUUAAACAAUUUUGUUAAUGUUUAAUUACAAAGAUGCAGAACAAGUCUCAUCUGUGGGACUUCACUCAAGCCUCUCCCCUACCCAAACUCUGUCAGUAAAAAAAUGACAAGACAAAAGACCUGAAUAGAUAAAGCUAGUUACUUGGAGGGCUAAACAUUUAGUUAGUUUUGCUUUGCAUUCUCAGCUAACCUUAUUUUUCUUUACCAAACUCCUGUUUCUAUCAGACAUGGCUGACUCAGUGGAUAAACAGAUACAAAAA
This is a messenger RNA of Gopherus evgoodei (Goodes thornscrub tortoise), 8035 nucleotides long. It is a transcript of the gene AQP11, whose product is annotated as aquaporin 11. Gene Ontology annotation, biological process: transmembrane transport. The record is from RefSeq and is a predicted model, not a curated record. Bases 651 to 1370 code for a protein of 239 amino acids. NCBI's taxonomy places the organism in Eukaryota, Metazoa, Chordata, Testudines, Testudinidae. Gene Ontology annotation, cellular component: cytoplasm; membrane. Gene Ontology annotation, molecular function: channel activity. The transcript has 3 exons.